Candidula unifasciata is the source of this 1287-nucleotide messenger RNA. The record is from the annotation of a GenBank genome assembly. Lineage: Eukaryota; Metazoa; Mollusca; Gastropoda; Stylommatophora; Geomitridae.
AUGCUCACACACGCACAGAUCCCCACGUGCACUUGCUUUGGCGCAGGUUCACCUACAUUUUGUCUUAUACUCUCUCUCUCUCUCUAUCUCUCUCUCUCUCUCUCUCUCUUGAACUUCGCCGGUAAAGGUCGAGUCAGCAUGCAGGAUUUCGAGCUGCUCAAAGUGCUAGGAACCGGAGCCUAUGGGAAGGUGUUUUUGGUGCGCAAGAUUGGAGGCAGGGACAAUGGGAAGCUGUAUGCUCUGAAGCAGCUCAAGAAGGCCUCGAUCGUCCAGAAGACAAAGACCACAGAACACACGAGAACCGAGCGUCAGGUGCUGGAGGCCAUCAGACAAUCCCCGUUCUUGGUCACACUACACUACGCCUUUCAGACAGACUCCAAGCUAAAUCUCAUUUUGGAUUUUGUCAAUGGAGGUGAGAUGUUCACACACCUCUACCAGCGAGAGCAUUUUACUGAAGAUGAGGUUCGAAUCUACAUAGGGGAGAUUACUCUGGCUUUGGAAACAUUACAUAAGCUGGGUAUCAUCUAUCGAGACAUCAAGCUAGAGAAUAUUCUGUUAGAUGCCGAUGGACACAUUGUGCUUACAGAUUUUGGUCUCAGCAAAGAGUUUCUACCCACAGACCCUACACAUCGGACAUAUUCAUUCUGUGGAACCAUCGAGUAUAUGGCUCCUGAAGUGGUCAAGGGUGGGCAGACUGGUCAUGACUUUGCUGUGGACUGGUGGUCCCUUGGAGUGCUGGCUUAUGAACUGUUGACUGGUGCCUCUCCUUUCACAGUUGAUGGAGAGAAGAACACACAGAGUGAGAUUUCAAAGAGGAUCAUGAAGUGCAAUCCUCCGUACUCCAAAUCAUUCUCGCCAGAUGUGAAAGACCUCAUCCAGAAACUACUGACAAAGGAUCCAUCCAAAAGAUUGGGCUCGAAAAGUGUGGAGGAGGUUAAAAGACACCCUUUCUUCAAGCUCUUAUAUGUAACUGUAGCAAGUCAUACACCUUGGGCGCUUUGUAGGGUGCGUUACCUUGAUCUUGCACAGAAGAAGGUGCCAGCUCCAUUUGUCCCAAAGAUCCGCAAUGAAUUGGACCUCAGCAAUUUCUCAGAAGAGUUCACCAAGAUGGCUGCCACAGAGUCCCCAGCAAUUGUGCCAAACAUGGGAGAGAAGCUCUUCAAGGGCUACUCGUACGUUGCUCCUUCCAUCAUCUUUACGGAAAACUCUGUGAGUGCUGAUAUUUUACACAAGUGUAGCGAGCACCAGCCAGAUGACUUUGCUCUGUGGACAGCCAGCCACUUUAAG